GUCGUUCCAGCAGCUGCCCGACGACAACAUUAUAAAAGCUGAUGUUUUUGAUUGUUACACAAACGAGGCUAUAAUAAACGGUUGUCAAGCCAAGCUAAAGCUUCUCUGGUGCUGCUACUUCGCUUCCUUUUCCACGAAAACAACAUGAAGACAAGCUGCGCCUACAACCGUUGCCUCCAAAUAUUCUUCAUUAUCGUGCAGAUUCUAUUCAUCUUUGUCGGUUGUGUGCUAAUCGGACUCGGAGCGUGGUUUGAAAUCCUGGACCAAAACUUUGAAGCGAUUGUGGACGGAGAUCAGCUCGUGUAUGGAGCGUAUCUCACCAUAGCCGCAGGCUGUGCCAUAAUCGUACUAUCUGUUAUUGGAAUAUUUGGAGCCAUCUGUGACUACAAGGCCAAUAGAGUCCUACUCUUCGUAUACAUCGUGCUGGUGAUUGUGGUGUUCAUACUGCAGUCCAUCGGAGGAAUCCUGGCAUUCACCUACCGAGAAGACGCAGGUGGUGGAUUUAGUGCGAGACGGACUCAACGACACGAUGCCAGAGUUUGGCGAGGACACCAACAGAGGAGAGAGCAUCACAGAUGCCUGGGACUUUGUCCAGGAGAACUUGGAGUGUUGUGGGGUCAACAACUAUACGGACUGGGCAGACGAUCCCAACGUCAACAGCUAUCCCGCGAGUUGCUGUUCAAACGACCCGGUGGUGGUCGAUUUAGUGCGAGAUGGACUCAACGACACGAUGCCAGAGUUUGGCGAGGACACCAACAGAGGAGAGAGCAUCACAGAUGCCUGGGACUUUGUCCAGGAGAACUUGGAGUGCUGUGGGGUCAACAACUAUACGGACUGGGCAGACGAUCCCAACGUCAACAGCUAUCCCGCGAGUUGCUGUUCAAACGACCCGGUGGUAAACGCCUCUUCUAACCUGCCUCCUUGCUCACUCACCAACGUCUAUCGAGAUUUCACCUUUAUCUAUGCAUUCCCACAGGGAUGCGAGGAUGCUCUCACUUCAUUCAUACGAGACAAUCUUCUAGUCGUCGCCUCAGUAGCCAUAACCUUUGUCGUCGCCGAGGUGAUUGUGGUACUGAUGGCUAUAUGUCUGCUGUGCUGCACCGAUUUCGACUGAGGGGAAUAAAGCUAGACCCCUAUCAUUAUUACCAGCCAUGAAACUAUACUCUGAUAAAAUAUAGAUGAACCUCCACAUAUCAUAAUAAUAUUCGCAAUCAAGUGUAAUUAUAUCAUUUCAUGUAGCACGAUUUUUAAUCUCUUUAGUGCAUCACAAAAAUUACCAAUUUUAAAAUCUAUACAAAUUAUAAUAAUACUCGGAGGUGAAUACUGAAUAGACACAAACGUAUUGAAUGGUGCAUAUUAUCAGUUAUAGAGGGCACACAAGUUAAAAUCAGUAAAACAUGAUAAUCAUACAAGACGUGAAUGGAAGGAGUGAUUAGUACACGUAAUCGUCGACCGCAAAGUCGUCCUCUUUGGAUUUCUUCAUGCAAGCGACAGAUACACAGAGCGAGGGCUAUUGCGACACCAGAUAUCUGAGGGAGAGGGAGAGGAGGGAGAGAGAUGAGAGGGAGGGGGAGGAGGGAGAGAGAUGAGGAG
Molecule: messenger RNA, 1593 nt
Organism: Geodia barretti
Lineage: Eukaryota; Metazoa; Porifera; Demospongiae; Tetractinellida; Geodiidae
Source: the annotation of a GenBank genome assembly